Tribolium castaneum (red flour beetle) is the source of this 1825-nucleotide messenger RNA. Its product is annotated as E3 ubiquitin-protein ligase Mdm2. Gene Ontology annotation, biological process: negative regulation of apoptotic process; regulation of gene expression; protein ubiquitination. Lineage: Eukaryota; Metazoa; Arthropoda; Insecta; Coleoptera; Tenebrionidae. The record is from RefSeq and is a predicted model, not a curated record. The transcript is spliced from 5 exons. Gene Ontology annotation, molecular function: ubiquitin protein ligase activity. Bases 146 to 1258 code for a protein of 370 amino acids.
AUAAAUGGAGUAGUUUCCCGCGCGGGCGCACAAGCGUAGCUUCAGUGAGCUAUUUCCGGAAGUUCGUGGAAAAGCACGCAAGUUUGUACAAGUUUAAAGUGGGCAAGGCAAAAAACGCGUCGUUAUCGCUAAAACUGUAGGAAAAAUGUCGACAAGCACGUUGCCUUGGAGGAAGAGGAGUUUCGACGAUUUCGAAUCUCCGAUUCCAGUCAAACGCUUCAAUUAUUAUCGGUUAGAAAGCGAAAGCUCUCCUGGGAGUGCUGCUGAUGAUACGGAAAGUAUUCACAGCAUCCAGGAUAAAGAAACUGACAUUGUUAGGGAUACGUCGGAUACGAUGUCGGAUUCGUCUGAAUACGAUGUAGAUAUCGAAUAUGAAAUUGAGAGUCUGUCUGAAGGUGAUGAUAACAUCAUCAUUUUUGACUCUUCGGGUGCUGAGUCUGAGGGCGUUAUGUAUGCAGCCGCCGUGGUGGGAGACAGCUCGCUCGAAACCUUCAUCACCGACGCCGAAGACUCCGACAACAGCAGACAGGACGACUCCUCCUCAGGUCUCACGGAUUUCUGGGUUUGCAUACAAUGCAAAUCCCAAAAUGACAAUCCACAGUUUAGGUUUUGCGACAAAUGCUUCCAGGAUCGAAAGGCGUUCUUUCCACCACGACCAAGGCGUCGCAAAAAAGCCGAAAGGAGUAAAGAAAAAUCCCACUCCCCCGUCAAACUAGACGCGUUACAGUCGUGUCUCAAAGGCUUGUCUCAGGACUCUGGAAUUGGUUCAAGUCAAGAGUUUGAAUCGCUCGGUCUCGAUCAAAUCGUCAUCCCCAACACUGAAAAACCCUCAACUAGUCUAACUGAAGAAGGAAAAAACCGCAAACGGCAAAUCUCCGAAAGCAGUCUUUCGGACGAAUAUGAGGAGAAACGACCCAGGAAGCAACCCAAAACCAAGGAGAACAAGGAAAACAUCGAAAAGAAAAGUGGUGAUGAGAGCGACGUAGCGAAGAACGCAACGAGUGAAAAAAGCUGUGCUGUGUUGGACGGGGAGCCGCCAAAGUCACCCGAAGCGGAUCAAAUAAAAGGUCCUUUACCUGAGUUGAAAGAGGACUGUAUCAUGUGUAACGUUCAACCUAAAAAUAGUGUUUUCUUGCACGGACGUAUCGCACACAUGUGUUGUUGUUACGGUUGCGCUAUGCGAACAUGGAAGUCACUAAAAAGGUGCCCCAUUUGCCAACGAAAAGUUAGUAACGUGGUUAGGGUCUUCACCACUUAGUUUAGUCCAAUAGUAUUUAAUAAAUUAGUAAUUGUACAGAAUAAAUUUUAAUUUAUUAAGGCUAGCUUAGUUAGGAAAUUAAGCAUCUCAAAAACUUAAAGAGUGACUAUAAACCAAAGAUUCAGGAUAUUAUUAGAUUUCUAGUUUUUAUUACAAGUUGCCAUGUUAUUUUUUAUUCGAACCGAUAAACAACAUUUGUUAAAUUACGGAACGUUUGAGUAAUGUUCAUAGAAACACUCUUUAGAUUUUUGAAAUGCUGAAUACGGGGGUCAAAAAAUUGUAAGGAACGCUUUUGUGUAUUUUAGUAACGGGUUGGGGCAUUACAAAAGUCUUAAAGACGGUCACCUCGCGCUUAUUUCCUCAGUCAUUAAUAUUAUUUCUACGUAAUUUGUUGUAGAGAUACAUAUUAUUUAAUACCACGAAUUGUUUUUUAUGAUUCGCUCAUAAAAAACUUAUUCACCUGAAAUUAAUUACUUCCAUUUAGUUUGUUUAAUGUACUCAUCACAAUGAGAAACUGUGCAAUUUAACAAAUUUUGUUUUUCAACAAUUAAAACAGAGUAAUUACAA